Molecule: messenger RNA, 318 nt
Organism: Rhizophagus irregularis DAOM 181602=DAOM 197198
Lineage: Eukaryota; Fungi; Glomeromycota; Glomeromycetes; Glomerales; Glomeraceae
Source: RefSeq, a predicted model, not a curated record
UCACCAUUUAAAGAAAUGUGUAAAGGUUUUAAAUUUGAUAAUAAAUUUACCGAAGUUAGAAAUGGUGAAAUCGUUGAAGUAAAAUGGUCAAAAGGAGAAUCUAAAAUGGAUAGAAUAGCAAAUUGUGAAAUGUUUGGCGAAGGAAAUAAAAAAUUUUGGAAACAAUUAUGGACCGGUAAUCUUAAAUUUGAUAAUUCUAAAGUAUUAACUUCGAAAAUUAAAUUCGAAGUACCAAAAGGUACUAAAUUGCCUACAUUCAUUUUAUUACGUACUUGGGGUGUCUCCGAUAAAGGUCCUCAGUGCACUAUCGUCACGUAA